AAAAUAAUGUUUUUUUCCUGUUUUUUUUUUGCUGUUUUUAAAAAAAAUGUUCUAGUUUAACUGUAUUUUUUAAAAUUAUUUUUUUAUCAUUUUUUACAUGCAUUUUUAUGAAUGCACUAUGGACACUCCUGCUUUAGGAGUACUGUAAAAAGUCACUCUGGCCUCAUGUGUAGUGUCAUAUUUGCACCUUUAUCCAGAUCCUCACCAUAUACGCACACAAUUACAAGGAAAAAACUGUCAAGCAUGACUCUCUUAAUUCCCAGACAUGCACAUCACUGAGCUGCAUCCUCACAUGUCACCUACUCAACAAGGAAUGACUCAGCAGUCUAUUUGCAGACUCCUGCGAGUGCAAAUUUCUCAGCUACGCCCAAGCUCCUCACAAUAACCUCCCCCCUCGUGAGCUGCUGAGGUGCUCCACGUAACCUCAUAAAACACACAAAGCCGCAUGCACGCACACCAGCGCACACAUUCUAUUCGUGACUGCCAACAAAAGGAAGAAAACAAGUAAGUAAAGCUUUCUCAAAUGUGCACAAACACAGGAGAGCAUUGUCCCGGCUUCUUUUCAUGCCGCUGGUUCUGCUUCUUCGAGAACCGGUGUGCGACUGAGGAAUCUCUCAGCUCCCGAGCAACAUGGUGGACAUUUCUGGCGAAUCACGGCUCGGCGCAGAGAGAGAACAAAGCCUGCGGGAGCAUUACUGCGAUUUGCAGCUUGUCUCUCUUAAUUUGUGUUCCUCUUUGCAGCCAACUGCAGUUAGAAGUGUGCACUUAUUCAAGUGGAAGCGAGGAAAUCAGGUGACAAAAAGCGAGUAGCAGCCGGCCAGCCUGCUGGUUGGACAUCAGAACUUUUAGGGUUUGGACAGACAUGUGUUCCUCAUUUGCCACUGCUGGUCUUUGCUUUCCCAAUAGUGUAUUUUACACUGCAGUGAAACAGCUUUCUAACCAAACACUUUACAUCGUCAAACCACACAUAAUCACCAUCAUAGUGCAAACGCUCUCAAACGGAACGCCCCUAAGGUUGUCCUUCCGUCCGUCUUCUAUGCCGCUUAUCCUCACUGCGAGAGGCAGGGUACACCCAGGACUGAUCGCCAGUCAAUCACAGAGACCCCUAAGGUUGUACAAUUCAUAACUGGGCCAAAUUUGUAGGGAAAAAUAUGCCAACAACUUCUUGAGUGGUUUGUGCGUAACUUCGUUUUACACUUGUAGCAGUUCAGAAAGUUCAAAUGUGACUUGAAACGUUGCCAGCUGGUCCAGGGUGGCGCGCCGUUUCGUUGUUACGAACGCGCUCCCAUAAAAUUAAUGCUGCUGUGUCACCGGCAUGUCAGCUUGACAUUUUUUUCAACCGACAUAUAUAAAAACACCACCACCGGCUAGCACAUGUUACCAAAAGUGGGUUGAAAAUGUCUAUUUUGUCACAUUUACUAAUAAAAACUGCAUACAAAUUGUCGUAAAUUGUCAUGGGCCUGAAUAAGAUGACUGGUUGCAGUCUGGUAUGCGGUAAUCCCUCGCCACUUCACGAUACAAAUUUUGCGGUUUCACGCUCAGUUCUUCAAAAAUAUAUUCAUUAAUAAACCAUCGCUCUUUCGUGGUUGAAUGCGACCUAUUACUAGUCAAAGAGUAUACAUAUUCAAGCAAAUAUUACAUAUUUUUUGCCUAAAUUAAGCAUUUUCAAGCAUAAAAACGACAAAAUAUAAGUACAAGGCAUUGAGGAGAUGCACUCAAACAUGUUGCCAUGAUACGUAUUAUUCUACCCUGGUCACUAGGUGUCAGUAAUGUACAUAAUACAUACAUAAUACAACAACAAAGAUCUCUCCCAAUGCUAACAUGUGUGAGUCUAUGUUAUACAUUUUUUGUCUUACAUGUCUUAUUUUCUCUUAUUAUAUCUACUAUAUUGGGUAAUGGGAUUGUAAAGUUGACUCUAGGGGUGUUAUUUCAUGUCUAGAGGGCUCUAAUAAUGUUAAAAAAACAUAUUUAUAUAACAGAUUUGCUACCCUCUAACGACAAAAAUAUUCCAUUUAUAAAGAAAGAGUCCUAAUUCACUGAUGACGAUCAGGUCAGGACCCAAAUAACCGUGAUAAAUGAGGGAUUACUGUACACGUAUAUGUCCGUAACACAUACACAAAAGCAGUCACUGUUAUUACAAUAGCUAACGUUAGAAGCUGAACUUUGUCAAAUCGCUAUUAUUAGCUGACAAUAAACAGAACUAAUGCACAUGCGUGUGUGUUACGUGGGGCCGCAGUCGCCUAUCUGUAAAAAAACAUAAUUUUGGUUCCGUAAACACGAGACUCGCUGGAGAACUAGUUGCAGCGUGCGCCGGCGGAAGAACACGUGCCACGCACGGAAGGAGAAUGCGGCGUGUGCCUGACUAACAUCACUUAUUAGUUCACUUUUUGCACUUCAUGAUGUCUCCCAAACGGCAGGGCGCCAAAGAAAAGGAAAACCGUGACUCUCCAUGGAAGUUAAAGUGAACAUCGUGAAAGGUUCAGAGAAGAGAGAAGACAGUCGCAAACAUCAUUAAGGAUAAAGAUGAUGGAAUGCUAAUGAAUGGUAGAGGAGUCAUGGAUUCCAUGCGCUGUUCCAAGGGGAUCCGGGAGGAGAAGAGGAUGGUAUCCUUCCAGACUAGCCUCUUGACAAUAGUUUCAAGGAAAAGUGCUCUUUUUUUGGAAUUUUGCCCAUCAUCCACAUUCCUUAUGUGAGACUUGAACACACAACUCUUUUUUUCUGUGCAUUCUAAAGACAUAAAAACAGGUAAAAAGAGGCAGCUAAGAACGUGCGUAAAAGGGAUGCAACUAUUCCACCUAAAAAGCUUUUUGAAAAAAAACUCCCAAACCGCCAACAACGCUUCAUUUAGAUAAUGUGACCUGCAUAUUAACCAAGCUACAGCGACAUUGUUGUUAUUAACUCAUUCAAUCCCAGCCAUUUUUCAAAAGACAACUCCUUCAGUACUGGCCAUUUUAGACCAUUUGGACUAAUAAGACUUGUCUUCUUUCUGCUCCCUUUCAUUCAGGUUUGAAGAGUGUUUGUGUUUAUGUCAUAUUCUUUUAAUAUUGUUUGUUUGUUUUCUUCUUUCUUGAAUGAAAUACAUGUUUCAACAAUCUUCAAGUCUCAAAUAAGGAUUGUGGAUGAUCUGCAAAAUUCCCCCCAGAAAUGCACUUUUCCUUUAAGGUGCAAGGCCUGCAAGACAACCACGGGGGUAAAAAUAAGCAGAGCAGGUGUUCUCUUUUUAUUACUCUUUUAUGUAAUUCCUGUACUUAAUCUUUUGUGUUUAUGUGUCCUUCACUUGCUCUAUGGAUGAGUGAGUGACUUAGGAGUUCAUUUCGGUCCAAGUUCCGACUUAAACAAAAACUGGACUUGAAUGGAACUCAUUCGUAACAAUGAGGACCGCAGGGCUUUUAUGAUGGCCACAGUUUGACCCUGGAACAGAUUAUUUCCAUCAUUUCAUACGGGAAACAUUGCACCUCAGCUUGACAAUGGCAACCAGAACCCUUUGCAUCUGACCUUAAUGGUUCAGCUGCGAGCCGCACGGUGGCCUUGUGGUUAGCCACAUGGUCAGGAGAUCUGGAAGACCUGGGUUCAAAUCUCCGUUGAGCAACUCUGUGUGGCGUUUGCAUGUUCUCCCAGUGCGUGUGGGGGUUUUCUUAGGGUACUCCGGUUUCCUCCCACAUUCCAAACACAUGCAUGUUAGGUUCAUUGGCGACUCUAAAUUGUCCAUAGGUAUGAAUGUGAGUGGGAAUGGUUGUUUGUCUAUAUGUGCCCUGCCAUUGGCUGGCGACCAGUCCAUAAGUCAGCUAGGAUAGGCUCCAGCCACGGCCCUGGUGAGGAUAGGCGGCAUAGAAGAUCGAUGGACGGGUUCAGCUGCCUUUUGUGAAGUUAAAAAGUCAUUGGUGACGUAGAAAUGUGUUGUUGUGAGCAACAAGUUGCAGCACAGCGCGUGGCUUGGACACGCACCACUUUCACAUUCUACAGGCAGGUUUGAUUGCUUGCUUGGAGAGGUGAGAAGACUCUGGCACAUUGCAGAUAUGUGUCAGUCCCUGUCAGCGCCUCCUCCCCAACAAGACCUGAUGUGCUGAGUACACGUACAGUACGUCAACAAAGCCUUUUUACCUGAAGGCAAAAUCUGUUCCCAAACAUAAAAGACUAUAGCAUCCACAACCAACCUUGUGGCCCAUGCAGCUGAGCCCUUCUGUCCUUCUCACCACCAGACACAUGUAAUGAAGAUGAAAUUAUACAUAUCCAGUCUGGUUAAAUACCGUUUGGUGUGUCUGCAAUAUCCAGGAACUGGCUGAGGAUCUUCUCCUGUGGUUGCAGACAGUGAGGCAACCCAGACAGGAAUAGUAACAUCUGAUUUGGAUUAGUUUGAGAACAAUACCCCCCCCCAAACACACACACACCCGCAGCCUUCUAGAAUUCCCCAUGUUGGAUCACAACGUCAUGGAAAAAUGAAACAGAAACCCAAAAGGGACCCUUAACACAGUUGCCAGGACGACGAACCGACUCUUUUGAAGAGUUUGAGUAAAGCACUCUUACGCAUGCUGCAUGAACACAAAGUACACGAGUAGUGUCGUACCUCAAGAAAGGCGAAGGUCAUGUGCUCCUUCUCGCUUAGAAAGCCGAGAGAAAAGCUCCGUGUCUUGGUCCUGGAGCACUUUCUUUCUGAUCUUCCUGAAGUAGGCUGCAGUCAGUCGGCGUGUGCCUCCUCCAGGCAUUGAGUCAUCCGCCGCGCACAGCUCCCGGGUCCGCCCCUCCUCUUUCUCUUCCUCCUCCUCCUCCUCCUGCUCCUGCUCCUGCUCCUGCUCGCCGGUAACCUGAGCCAGGUGUUUGAGCCACAGCUGGCCGGGGGACGUGUGAUUGGUCGCCAAGGGAACCAUGUGAUUUUUACACGCCCCGCCCCUCGAUGUGAAGCACUUCCGCCAAGAUGGUCGUCGGUGCCUUCCCAAUCGCCAAGCUCCUCUACCUCGGAGUGAAGCAGAUGAGCAAGCCCAUAGCCAACCGGAUAAAAGCGGGAGCUCGGAGGAGCGACUUUUUUCGAAAUUACAUCUGUCUGCCGCCGGCACAACUUUACCACUGGAUUGAAAUGAGGACAAAAAUGCGUAUCAUGGGCUUUCGGGGUUCCACCAUUAAGCCGCUGAAUGAGGAGACAGCGGCAGAGCUGGGCGCCGAGCUGCUGGGGGAAACGGUGGUCUUCCUCAUCGGUGGCGGAUGCAUGGUGCUAGAGUACAGCAGGCAGUCUGCUAACUCGCGCCGCAAGGAGGAGGAGCUCAACGAGACCCUCACAGGCCUACAGACUCAAAUAGCAGAGCUCACCUUCACCACAGAGACGCUAAGCGCUCAGCUCAGAGAAGUCAACAGGCAACUGCUCUCCUUUCCCGUACCCACCAAAAAGUGAUUUGUUUCAGGUGCUGUACUUUUGUAAAGGAGGUAAAUGAAGGGACACACAACACGUGAUUGCCUCAUAUAAAGCCUGAUAGCAAAUACUUCACACACUGACCACUCUCCUGAAGGGUGGACGUGGCGGAUGAAACAUCAGCGUGCUGCAAGAUUUGACUUUUGUAAUUAGCUCACAUUUGGAGCAACUAGUUCUAUGAUGUUGCUAUGAUAUUCAUAGUGUAUUUGUGUGGUUGAUAUUGCAUGCUGAUUACAAAAUGGACUGUGUAGAGCUUUCAGAAGUGACAUUUGUGGGCCUGUAAUCACUUGAGAGAGGUUUAAUUUGUGAUUGGUGUCGAUUAUUAUCCAAUCUCUCUCAGAAUUUCAGUCAUAAUCACUGUGAAAACCAUUUGCUGGUUGAUGUGGAGCAGAUGUAAUCAAAUAUGGUGUAAAAUAAAUAAUACUGCAAGAUUUAAAAAAAUAAAAUAAAGACAAUAAAAUAUU
Messenger RNA from Dunckerocampus dactyliophorus (ringed pipefish), 5865 nucleotides. It is a transcript of the gene opa3, whose product is annotated as outer mitochondrial membrane lipid metabolism regulator OPA3. NCBI's taxonomy places the organism in Eukaryota, Metazoa, Chordata, Actinopteri, Syngnathiformes, Syngnathidae. Gene Ontology annotation, biological process: regulation of lipid metabolic process. The transcript has 3 exons. The coding region runs from base 4913 to 5383 and encodes 156 amino acids. Gene Ontology annotation, cellular component: mitochondrion. The record is from RefSeq and is a predicted model, not a curated record.